GCGACGGGGCGUGGGGGCGGCUCACUAGCUGGGCGGCCCACGCCGGAGGACGGUUGAGACCCUCUGUGGAGCCCGCUGGUUCUGGGAGGACCCGAGACACGAGAUGGGCGGGCGGGGACUGUCCACAGGUGCCCCCAGCCCUCACCUGCUUCAGGGGCAGCAGCACACCUGGGGCAGAAAUCCCCCCAGCCUCGUGGAAAGUGCUGUCACGUCCACCCCCACGAGGCCCCUGGCGGCCUGCUGGGAUGGCCAGGGGUCGCCUGUGGCCCAGCAGCGCCCACAGGGCUGUGAGCAACAGCAGGGGGCGGGUCUCCGCUGCCCUCCCCGACUCCCGGCCAGCGUGCUGGCUGCUGCAACUGGCCCCAGGCGCGUGUCCCAGCUGAGUGAGGAGCCAGCGGCCUGCAGGCCCCGUGGGACAAGCAGCUCUGACAGGACAGCAACCCUGUCCCAGCGACCUGCUCCUGAGCUUGUGUGUCCCCCUCAUGCCAGCGGGGACACGGCAGCCAGGGCUGUGGCACCUGCUGUCCCGGGCCAGCUCCCCCGUGGCCCUGCCCAUGGUGGUAGAGCCAGCUGAGUGUGUUGCCCCCAGGCCCAGCCGGCCGGCCGUCAGCAGUGGCCCUGCAGGGCUGCACAUGAGCCGCCCUCCCCCAGGCCCAAAUGAAAGCGCAGACCCCGCCAGGCCAGCUGCCCAGCCCACCAGGCUCCAGGCUGUGCCCUCACAGCUCCCGGGCGCGGGCGCCGGAGCCUCCUUCCAGGUGGUCAGUGCCUGCCUGGCCCCACCCUCUCACCCACACAGGGGCUGCUGCGGCCCCAGAUGGCCCUGAUUUCACCCAGAGCUUUCUCCAUGACUGGCGCUAGGGAGGGAGCUGGUCUCUCCUGGUGCUCUGUGCGCUCGCUGUCUGCGCCCACGCAGGCGCCUGGUGGGGAGCAGCUGCCGGUCCAGUGUAGGUGGGGCUGCAGGAAGGCUGGGCUCUGGCUCCCAGAGGCCUCGCUCAUAGUGCCAGGGCAGGCUCAGGGCGGACAAAGACCACGGCCCCUCCUGGGUGGGGGGGAGCUGCAAGACAGGGACCCCAUCCUCUCUGGCUCCUGUGGAGCUUGGGGACACUGCCUGCCUCUCCCUGGAGAGGGGGGGUAAGGUGCUGGCACAGCAGGCGGACAGACUACUGACCACAUUGGCUGCUCCUGGGACUCCUGGCAGACAAGCAGGCCCUGCCGCCUGAACCUCAUCCCCGAGACGGAGGCGGCCGCCUCGCUCAGCAGUCGUGCUGCCUUUGGGGCGCGGGGGAGCACACCCUUGGCCAUGCGGGUGGUGUGGGUGCAGGGCCUGGCUGGGGACAUGCCUCCCCUGGCUCUGCCCUGACCCUUCCCCCAUCGCCGUCCACUGCCCUGUUCAGGCCCCCGCCCCCCGCCUUUGACUUUGUGGCGCCUGGAAGCCCCGUGAGCUGGGGUGGCCGCCCUGUGCCGGGCACCACGUGGCGGACAAGCUGCCUUUGAAGUGGGCCGGCCUCGGGCCCUGCCUGCCCCCAGGAAAACGCCCUCCUAGAUGCGCGGGAGCCUCGGCCACGGUGAGCACAGCCCCCAUGCUCCCCACAGCUGCCCUCAACAGGGGACCCGGGCGGAUGGCAGUGACCACCCCCACGCCUGUGCAGGCCUGGCUGGGAGUCACCUGGUGAGCCCUCGGGACCUGGGCGGGCCCCUGGGCGCCACCUGGUGGCCGACGGGUGGUGUGGGUGCUGAGUCUGAGAACCGAAAGUCCAGUCAUGUGCUGCCCCUGGGCGGGGCCAGCAGGGGCUUUGAAGGCCACAGAAAGGGCCCAUUCUUCGCGGUAGCCACCACAGCCCUCCCAGGAGGCAGGAGUGCAGGGGACGCAGGGAUGUCCGGCCUGAGCGUCUGCUCCUCUGGGGGCCGGGGGUGGACAGAGGACCAGGAGGGACGCGGGAGCCCAGAGAGUGGCAGGUCUGCGCCUCAGAGCUGUGGUCCUGGCUGGGAGGAGUGGACUCGGGAGGACUGGGGCCGCCGACUGCCCAAGCUUGAGGAGCGCGGCACGGUGAGUGGGGGCUACUGGCUGCCCGCACCGUGCGCUGAAGGGCCCCGUGGACCAUGGCCGUGCCACACGCCCCCAACGCCACGCCGGCGGGGCUCCCCCACUGGGGACCGGACACCAACUGGACGGGGCUCUGGUGCUGGGCUGUGCCCAUCCCGGACGGGCUCUUCCUUGGCCUGGGGCUGCUGAGCCUGCUGGGGAACGCGCUGGUGUUGGCUGCCGUGGCCAGGGCCCGCAAGCUGCGCUCGCCCAUGCACCUGUUCAUCUGCUGCCUGGCGGCGGCCGACCUCCUCCUGAGCGCUGGCCCCGUGCUGGAGGCUGCCGCCGCACUGCUGCUGGGCACGGGCGCGCUGGCCCCCCGGGCCUCAGCUGUGCAGCGGCUGGACGAUGCCGUGGAUGCGCUGGCCUGCGGCUCCCUGGUGUCCAGCCUCUGCUCGCUAGGCGCCAUUGCGGUGGACCGCUACGUCUCCAUCUUCUACGCCCUGCGCUACCACAGCAUCGUGACACCGCCCCGCGCUGGCGGGGCUGUCGCCACCAUCUGGGCCGCCAGCGUGCUCUCCGGCGCCCUCUCCGCGGCCUGCUCCGACCACACGGCCGUCCUACUCGGCCUGGCGAGCCUCUUCGUGGCCAUGCUGGCGCUCAUGGCCGUGCUGUACGCGCACAUGCUGGUGCGGGCCUGCCAGCACGCCCGCGGCCUUGCCCGGCUCCGCACCCCGCGCCCCGCCCGCCAGGGCUGUGGCCUCAAGGGCGCCACCACCCUCGCCCUCCUGCUGGGCGUCUUCCUCCUCUGCCGCGGCCCCUUCUUCCUGCACCUCUCCCUGGCGGUGCUCUGCCCCCAGCACCCCGCUUGUGGCUGCGUCCUCAAGAACUUCGACCUCUUCCUCGCCCUCGGGGUCUGCAGUGCCGCCGUGGACCCCCUCAUCUACGCCUUCCGCAGCCCAGAGCUCCGCAGGGCCCUGUGGGCCGUGCUGCCCCGCCCCUGCCCGGCAGCUGAGGCCACUGCCCGGACCGAGACGGGGUGCUGA
Messenger RNA from Talpa occidentalis (Iberian mole), 3069 nucleotides. RefSeq names its product melanocortin 1 receptor (gene MC1R). Gene Ontology annotation, biological process: G protein-coupled receptor signaling pathway. Gene Ontology annotation, molecular function: melanocyte-stimulating hormone receptor activity. Gene Ontology annotation, cellular component: membrane. The record is from RefSeq and is a predicted model, not a curated record. NCBI's taxonomy places the organism in Eukaryota, Metazoa, Chordata, Mammalia, Eulipotyphla, Talpidae.